UCAGCCCCGUACCCCAUGGUUCUCUGUGGCUUGACCGGUCUGCCUCUGUUGGCCCUUUCUUUGCGGUCUGUGGAUCUCUCCAAAGCCUCAGAGAAUGUGCUGGCCAAAGCGCUCUAUGACAACGUGGCGGAGUCCCCAGAUGAGCUCUCCUUCCGCAAGGGUGACAUCAUGACCGUGCUGGAGCGGGACACACAGGGCCUGGAUGGCUGGUGGCUCUGCUCACUGCAUGGGCGCCAGGGCAUCGUGCCUGGGAACCGCCUCAAGAUCCUGGUGGGCAUGUACGACAAGAAGCCAGCAGGGCCGGGCCCUGGCCCGCCUGCCACCGCAGCCCAGCCGCAGCCCCAGCCCCAGCCCAGCCUCGCACCAGGCCUGCACGCCACCGCGCCCCCGGCCUCCCAGUACUCGCCUAUGCUCCCUGCUGCAUACCAGCCCCCGCCCGACAGUGUCUACCUGGUACCCACUCCUAACAAGGCUCAGCAAGGCCUCUACCAGGCCCCAGGGUCCAGCCCACAGUUCCAGUCUCCCCCAGCCAAGCAGACGUCCACGUUCUCAAAGCAGACGCCCCAUCACCCGUUUCCCAGCCCAGCCACAGACCUUUACCAGGUGCCUCCCGGACCUGGAAGUCCAGCCCAGGACAUCUACCAAGUGCCGCCUUCUGCUGGCAUAGGGCAUGACAUCUACCAGGUCCCCCCAUCCAUGGACACGCGCAGCUGGGAGGGGACAAAGCCACCAGCAAAGGUGGUGGUGCCUACCCGAGUGGGCCAGGGCUACGUGUAUGAGGCCUCCCAGCUGGAGCAGGACGAGUACGACAUCCCACGCCAUCUGCUGGCCCCAGGGCCCCAGGACAUCUAUGAUGUCCCCCCUGUGCGGGGGCUGCUUCCCAGCCAGUAUGGCCAAGAGGUGUACGAUACCCCGCCAAUGGCUGUCAAGGGUCCCAACGGCCGAGACCCGCUGCUGGACGUGUAUGAUGUGCCCCCCAGCGUGGAGAAGGGCCAGCCACCGUCCAGUCACCAUGCGGUGUACGAUGUUCCCCCGUCGGUGAGCAAGGAUGUCCCUGAUGGCCCAGUGCAGCGUGAGGAGACCUACGAUGUGCCCCCGGCCUUCGCCAAGGUCAAGCCCUUUGAUCCGGCCCGCCACCCGCUGAUCCUCACUGCGCCCCCUCCUGACUCCCCGCCAGCUGAGGAUGUGUAUGAUGUGCCACCCCCUGCGCCGGACCUCUACGACGUGCCCCCGGGCUUGCGGCGGCCCGGCCCUGGCAGCCUAUAUGAUGUGCCCCGGGAGCGAGCGCUUCCUCCUGAGAUGGCAGACGGCACGGUGGACGAUGGGGUGUACGCCGUGCCCCCUCCAGCGGAGCUUGAGGCCGCAGCCAAUGGCAAGCGCCUGUCCGCCUCCAGCACAGGCAGCACGCGCAGCAGUCAGUCAGCAUCCUCCCUGGAGGUGGGCGUGCCAGGCCGGGAGCCCCUGGAGCUGGAGGUUGCUGUGGAGUCCUUGGCGCGGCUGCAGCAGGGUGUGAGCGCCACUGUGGCCCACCUUUUGGAGCUGGUGGGCAGUGCUGGUGGAGCUGGGGGCUGGCGUGGCACCCCUGAGCCUCAGGAGCCGCCAGUACAGGACCUGCAGGCCGCAGUGACUGCUGUCCAAAGUGCUGUCCAUGAGCUGCUGGAGUUUGCCCGCAGUGCUGUGGGCAAUGCCACCCACACUUCUGACCGCACCCUGCACGCCAAGCUUAACCGGCAGCUGCAGAAGAUGGAGGACGUGUACCAGACACUGCUGGCACAUGGUCAGGUCCUUGACGGUGGCCGCGGGGGCCUGGGCUUCACCCUGGAAAACCUGGAUCACCUGGUGGCCUGCUCGCGGGCUGUGCCCGAGGAUGCCAAGCAGCUGGCCUCCUUCUUGCAUGGCAAUGCCUCACUGCUCUUCAGACGGACCAAGGCCCCUGCUCCCGGGUCUGAGGGGGGCGGCCCCCUGCACCCCAACCCCACUGACAAGGCCAGCAGCAUCCAGUCACGGCCACUGCCCUCCCCCCCCAAGUUCACGUCGCAGGACUCUCCCGAUGGGCAGUACGAGAACAGUGAGGGGGGCUGGAUGGAGGACUAUGACUACGUCCACCUGCAGGGGAAGGAAGAGUUUGAGAAGACCCAGAAGGAGCUGCUGGAGAAGGGCAACAUCAUGCGGCAAGGGAAGGGCCAGCUGGAGCUGCAGCAGCUGAAGCAGUUCGAGCGGUUGGAGCAGGAGGUGUCUCGGCCCAUAGACCACGACCUGGCCAACUGGACACCAGCUCAGCCCCUGGCACCGGGCCGGCCGGGCUCCCUGGGACCCUCGGAUCGGCAGCUGCUGCUCUUCUACCUGGAGCAGUGUGAGGCCAACCUGACCACACUGACUGACGCUGUGGAUGCUUUUUUCACCGCUGUGGCCACCAACCAGCCCCCCAAGAUCUUCGUGGCCCACAGCAAGUUCGUCAUCCUCAGUGCCCACAAGCUGGUGUUCAUCGGGGACACGCUGUCGCGGCAGGCCAAGGCUGCCGACGUGCGCAGCCAGGUGACCCACUACAGCAACCUGCUGUGCGACCUCCUGCGUGGCAUCGUGUCCACCACCAAGGCUGCUGCCCUGCAGUACCCAUCGCCCUCUGCUGCACAGGACAUGGUGGACAGGGUCAAGGAGCUGGGCCACAGCACCCAGCAGUUUCGCCGAGUCCUGGGCCAGCUGGCCGCCGCCUGAAGCUGCUAGCCACCACCUGCCGGUGUGAGAGUUAGUGCCCCACAGGCUUGGGGACAGGCAGCCUGGGCUGUCCAGGGGUCUGUACAUAUUUAUGGCAGGGCGGGGCAGGACAGGACAGGGCCUCCUCAGAGGAGCCAGGAAAGCCAGGGAGUGACCAGGGCUCUCCUAGGAGUGCACUGUGACCCCAGGAGGGGUCAGGGCAUAUGACCCCCUAGUCUGCAGGGAUUCCUGUCCCUGUGACAGGCCAGGCGCAGUGGUGACAUGUUCCUUCUCCACACCAGGAGAAAACCUGAGACAACUAUUUUUCAUUAUUGAUUUUCCAAUCACUUGACUAAUAGUCAACAUUUAAUAAAAUUUUAAAAAUGGAAAACA
This is a messenger RNA of Chinchilla lanigera (long-tailed chinchilla), 3087 nucleotides long. RefSeq names its product breast cancer anti-estrogen resistance 1 (gene Bcar1). Gene Ontology annotation, cellular component: cytoplasm; plasma membrane; focal adhesion. The transcript is spliced from 7 exons. NCBI's taxonomy places the organism in Eukaryota, Metazoa, Chordata, Mammalia, Rodentia, Chinchillidae. Bases 16 to 2715 code for a protein of 899 amino acids. Gene Ontology annotation, molecular function: protein binding. Gene Ontology annotation, biological process: cell migration; cell surface receptor protein tyrosine kinase signaling pathway. The record is from RefSeq and is a predicted model, not a curated record.